This is a messenger RNA of Catharus ustulatus (Swainson's thrush), 4931 nucleotides long. Its product is annotated as protein spinster homolog 2-like. Lineage: Eukaryota; Metazoa; Chordata; Aves; Passeriformes; Turdidae. The transcript has 14 exons. Gene Ontology annotation, biological process: sphingosine-1-phosphate receptor signaling pathway; transmembrane transport; lipid transport. The coding region runs from base 160 to 1857 and encodes 565 amino acids. The record is from RefSeq and is a predicted model, not a curated record. Gene Ontology annotation, cellular component: membrane. Gene Ontology annotation, molecular function: sphingolipid intramembrane carrier activity; transmembrane transporter activity.
GCCCCGCUCGGCUGUCACAGCCGGCCUGUCCCGGGCAGGCUCGGGGGCACCGCGGGAUGCGGCGGUAGGAGCGCUCCGCUCGCUUUUCCGUCUGCCUGUUGUCCGUCCGUCGGCCUCCCCGCCCGGGCUCCCGCACGCCGAGAUUCCCUCCCGCAGCCCAUGAUGUGCCUGGAAAGCGACGGCUCCUCCGGCAGCAGCCCGGGCUGCGGCGGGCGGCUCCGAGCCGGCGACGAAGAGGAGGAGGAGGACGGCGAGCGGGGCUGCUGCGGCCGGGGUGCCGAGGGCGAGGUGCAGACGCUGUCGGGCAGGAUGAACCCCCCGGCGGCCGGCAAGCACCCCGACCGCCCCGCCGCGCUCCGCAAGGCGCCGACCCUCGGCCGGGCCCGGGUAGCGGCCGCGGGCAUCCUCAGCGUGGGCAACGUGCUCAACUACCUGGACCGGUACACCGUGGCAGGUGUGUUACUGGACAUCCAGCAGCACUUUGGAGUUAAAGACAGCGGGGCUGGCUUGUUGCAGACAGUUUUUAUCUGUAGUUUCAUGGUCGCAGCGCCGAUCUUUGGUUACCUUGGUGACCGGUUCAACAGAAAGAUCAUUCUCAGCUGUGGGAUCUUCUUUUGGUCAGCUGUCACUUUUUCCAGCUCCUUCAUCACUGAACAGUAUUUCUGGCUCCUUGUGCUCUCGCGGGGCUUGGUUGGCAUUGGUGAGGCGAGUUAUUCCACUAUUGCACCAACCAUCAUUGGAGACCUGUUCACCAAGAACACCAGGACCCUCAUGCUGUCUGUGUUCUACUUUGCAAUUCCUCUGGGCAGUGGCUUGGGAUACAUCACUGGCUCCAGUGUGAAGCAGGUUGCUGGAGACUGGCACUGGGCACUGCGGGUAUCUCCACUCCUAGGAAUGAUAACAGGGACACUCAUCUUGAUAUUUGUGCCUGCUGCUAAAAGAGGAAAUGCUGAACAACUUGGGGGGCAGCUGAAGGCUCGGAGUUCAUGGCUGAGAGACAUGAAAGCACUGAUUAGAAACCGCAGCUAUGUGUUCUCAUCCCUGGCCACCUCAGCUGUCUCCUUUGCCACAGGGGCCCUGGGGAUGUGGAUCCCUCUGUAUCUUCACAGAGCACAGGUUGUGCAGAAGACAGCAGAGACCUGCAGCUCCCAGCCCUGUGGCACCAAAGAUAGUUUGAUCUUUGGAGCAAUCACUUGCUUCACUGGAUUCCUGGGUGUAAUCACAGGGGCAGGAGCCACCAAAUGGUGCCGGUCCAAGACACAGCGAGCGGAUCCUCUCGUGUGUGCUGUGGGAAUGCUGGGCUCUGCCAUCUUCAUCUGCCUGAUCUUCGUGGCUGCCAAGAGCAGCAUUGUGGGAGCCUAUAUUUGCAUUUUUAUCGGAGAAACUCUUCUGUUUUCAAACUGGGCUAUCACAGCAGACAUACUAAUGUACGUGGUCAUCCCAACUCGCCGUGCAACCGCAGUGGCCUUGCAGAGCUUCACUUCACACCUCCUGGGAGAUGCUGGCAGUCCUUAUCUCAUUGGAUUUAUCUCCGACCUGAUCCGACAAAGCACAAAGGAGUCUCCAGUGUGGGAGUUCCUCAGCCUGGGCUAUGCCCUCAUGCUCUGCCCAUUUGUCGUUGUCCUGGGAGGGAUGUUCUUCCUGGCCACAGCCCUCUUCUUCCUCAGUGACCGAGCCAAAGCUGAGCAACAUCACUGUUUCCAGCUGCAGCCUGCUUGGAGUCUGAAGUUCUGCAGGAAUUCAUGUUAUCAGUCACGACUUGUCCCAGAAUUACUGACUUCACCAUCAAAACAGCUUGAGGGUGAAUCAGCUUGUGAUGCCACCAGCCUCUGUGAAGGUCUGAGACGCUGCCAGUGAGGGCAAUGACCCAGGACUCCUGCUCCCACCACGCUAGUCUCAGUCUUGAAGCCCUUCUGUUCUGGAUAUCAGUGGAUCCUCCAGCUCCACAUCACAGAGGGGCUCUCUGGCACCAAAUCCAUGGCUCCAGCCUGCGGGGUCAGGCACCAGGAGAUGAGCAGGGAACGUGGCAACUUCUGGAAUGCAAGGAUGUUCAGCGGGGUCCCCGAGCAUGGAAACCAACUGGACCCAGGAAAAGCUGCCCAUGUGAGCAACUGUAGAUUGUGUAAAUGGUUUUAGUUGUAGCCAAUGAAGUCCACGUUGUUUGUAGGGCAGCUGGUGUCCUAUGGAAUGCUGCUGCUCUGCCAGCACUCCCACUCCCACAGACUGCACUAGUUGAGGACCUGUUCUGUACAUCACCUUUUCUUUGACACUGAAGGCUUGAUUCAGAUUAUUAUUUUUUAUUUAAAUAUGUUAUAAGAUGCUUUAUCUCUGCUGAAGACAUUAGAUGAGAUAUAUAUAGAUAUAAAUAUAUAUACUUAGAUAAACAGUUUUUAUUUAAACAUUUGAAAUCUGGAGCUGCCUGUGCAACCAUAGCAGACAUGAAAAACGUCCACAGCUCUCCUCUUCUCAGUGCCCUGGUGCCAGAGCCUGCAAGGGCACCACAGGAAAACUUCCAGUGUGUGACCUACCUGUCACUGGGACUGAGCAAUGGGACAGAGGAGAGCGUUUCACUGCACUGGGUGUGCUGGUGGUUGUCACAGAAAGGCCCAGAAGAACGUUGGACAGAAAUCCCUACAGGCUCUAGAGUUUUCCAUAUGCUCGAUUGAGCUUUCCUAGGAGGCUCACAAGCUUUUACACUACCAAAAUGCACCUGGCUGAACGGCUGUCCCCUGGGCCUGGGAGUGCAAUAUUGCUGUGCAGUGACCUCGUGCUUUGUUUACAUGAUUCCAUAUCACUCGGACUGUCAAUGCUAAUUCUCCCUGUCAAUAUUCCAAAGCAGGUGGACUCUCUGCCUUCAGAGUGCUUGGGUUCCUGCACACCCCACCCUGACCUGUCCCAGAGCACUGUCACUGGGGUGUCACUUGUACCAUACAAAGGUGCAUUUGAGAGCUUUCACACAAGGCCAGUGCCUGACCUGGGUCAGACUCAAAUGCAGAAGCAUGUCAUGGUGCCAUUCCACUGGAGUCUUGUUUCCUGUACCUGGCCUCCACAGCAAAUGUGUGCUGUGUCAGCUGGAUGGGGGAGGAGGGGUAGCCCAGGUCCUGAAGAGAGCCAGGCUGCCACAGGGAGGGCACUGCCACAGGGAGGGCACUGCCACAGGGAGGGCACUGCCACAGCAGCCCCCAUUCCCUCUGUCCUGAGCCCUCUCUCACAGUUCAGAUCCCCCCUCCAGUCCAGCACAGCUUGAGCAUUUGGAAGCACCUCAUUCUUGUGCUCAUGGCUCAUAAGUGACUGAACUUGGGGUCCAAGGAGGACUAAAUCAGCUCAGGAAAUGUCAGACCAGGGCUAGAUGUGAGUUCAGGCUGGGAGCUGCUGUCCUGGUUGUGCCAGCACAGGAAGGUACAGUGAGUAAAUCUGGGUUUAUCUCCCAUUCACUGCCAGGAUGUGCAGGGACCGAGAGCACAGCAUUGCAGCAGAGAUGGUUCCAAUUCCAGCUGCUCACCCCACAGCAGGUCCCUGCCCAGGCUGGGGAUUUCCAUAAUCCCCUGAGCCUUUCCUCCUCCCCAGACCUCACAGGACUCCUCUGCAGGGGUUCUGUCACCUGAAAUUCCUUAACAAUAGCUCUAAGACUUGGCUAAAGAACCAGAGCCAGAAGUGUUCCUCUAGUGCCUGAGCAAGCAGGUGCUAGAAAUAACAAAGCAAAGCAAAUCCCAACAAUGCUUCACUUCCUACCUCGUGCCACUAUUUACACUCUGAGGGGAAACACAGCCUCUGUAGUCUGGGAGCCAAACACUUGGCUUUAAAGGCACAUGAAUUGCUGAUUCCCAUUAAGAAAUUCCUUUUUAAGCUGUUUAAAAAGAAACAAAAAGCAACCCAACAAUCAGUCAUUUCAUCUCAGAGACCAAAGAAGAUUAACCACAUUUCCUAAAUUGCUUUUCUGAUAGGCUCUGUGUUGUAGCAUUUACUGUCAACAAAAUGGAACAUUUCUGCUGAGGUUCAGAGAUUAGGAAUUCUCCUUAAACUUAAUUCUCAGGAGUCAACAAUGAAAAGGGAACUGUUCUGUAAUGUCACUGGCAGUCCUUGCUUGUGACAGGCUCCAGUCCCUGUCAGAGCUCUGUGCUGGUUUUAUCCUCUGUGCACACAAAGGAAAUGUGUGGAUUCUGUUUAAACAAGGACAGAGGGAAGAGAGCAAACAAGGGAGUGAGAAAUGAGUCCUACCUUCACCAAGAGAUCCCUGAAUCCCUGCUCCACAUGUUCCAGGCUAAGAGAGGGAGGCUCAGGCUUCUUCCAGAUCCUUGCUGCUUUCAGCAGGGUCUGUGCAAGUGUCCAGAGGCACCAGGGAGGCUCCAGCUGCCCCUCACUUAUCAGCAGGGUUUUCUUCUACUCCACUUCAUAAAGGGGAUUUUUUAAAGCAUUAACUACCCCCAGCUGGUCCUGGCAAUGAGGUGAUUUGUACAGAGUGGGAAGCUGAGGCAAGGGGACCUGCCCAAAGAUGCAGGAGAGUGGCCCAAAGGGCAGCAAGCUGCCAGCCCAAGUGGCUCCUGCUGCCAGCGCUCCCAGAGCUCUGGGUGCCCCCAGGAGCUUCUCCCCCUACAGUCAGGGUGACUAAACCCCAUAAACAUCUGGCUGUGCUCUGGGAAGCAGAGAUCUUCCAAGCUCCACCCCAAAUGCUUGUUUUCUUCUCCAUUUGCUUUAUUGUCUGGUAAACCAGCACUUGCAAUCACUUUUACUACGUGAUGUACGGGAGCAUUAGUGUAUUUUCUUGUUAUACAAGGGAGGAGUAUAAAAUAGUUUUCUGAUUUCUUUCAGAAGCAAAUGACUAUUUUAUUUUUUAAGAGCAACUGAUUGUGAAUCUCAGAGUAUAAAAAAAUAAAAGAUAAGCCAAAUAUAUACCUUUAUGUAAAUUAAGAAAUAAAAGUAUUUAAAAUGUA